Molecule: messenger RNA, 1656 nt
Organism: Apis dorsata (giant honeybee)
Lineage: Eukaryota; Metazoa; Arthropoda; Insecta; Hymenoptera; Apidae
Product: trafficking protein particle complex subunit 13
Exons: 9
Coding region: 109-1317 (402 amino acids)
Cellular component (GO): TRAPPIII protein complex
Source: RefSeq, a predicted model, not a curated record
AUGUUAUUAUGUAUUAUAGGUUAUAUGAAUUUUCUAACAUUUGACAAAUUUCUCAGAUUUUAUUAAUAAAAAUUUAUUUUAUGAACUUCUUUGUUGCUUAUACUUUAAAUGGAAACUAAACCAAAAAGUGAACAUUUGUUAGAAUUAAAAGUAAUGAGAUUAACAAGACCUAUGCUUGCAAGUCCAGUAGUUGUUACUUGUGAUUCAACAGAUCUUCCUGGUAAUACUUUAAAUAAUGAACUUAAAAAUGAUUGUACUGCUUUACAAGGAAUGGAAACUCUCGCAGUAGGACAGUUUAUGGUAUUACCACAAAGUUUUGGGUAUGUAUAUGAAUAUAUAUUAAAAUUUAAAUUCAUACAUUUAAUUUUCAAACAAAUUAUUAAUAAUAAUUUAUUUCAGGCAGACUUACAAACAAGUACUCAAAUUAUAUCUCUUUGUGGUAAUAGUGGAGAAAUGAAAGAUUUAGCACCUGAUAAUACAGUUGAUGAAGUUAUACAUCAUGAAGUAAAAGAAAUAGGCACACAUAUACUAGUAUGUGAAGUUAGUUAUACUCCUGUAAAUUUAGGUAAUACUGCACAAUCAUUUAGAAAAUAUUUUAAAUUUCAAGUAGUAAAACCAUUAGAUGUUAAAACAAAAUUUUAUAAUGCAGAGUCAGAUGAAGUAUAUCUUGAAGCACAAAUACAGAAUCUUACAGCUGGUCCAAUUUGUUUAGAAAAAGUUUCACUUGAAUCAUCUCAUUUAUUUAGUGUAUCAACAUUAAAUACAAAUGAAAAAGGAGAGUCUAUUUAUGGAUCAGUUAAUAUAUUAGAUACUGAUUGUAGCAGACAGUAUUUAUAUUGUUUAAAACCACAAAUAAGUUUAUUGAAAGAUCCAAAAAUGAUGCAUAAUGCAACAAAUAUUGGAAAAUUAGAUAUUGUUUGGAGAAGUAACUUGGGAGAAAGAGGAAGAUUACAAACAAGUCAAUUACAAAGAAUGGCACCUGAAUAUGGUGAUAUACGAGUUACCAUGAAAAAUAUUCCUCUUACAGUUUAUCUUGAACAAAUGAUGAAUUUUAAUUGUCAUAUAAUAAAUACGUCAGAAAGAAGUAUGGAUUUAAUGUUAAUUUUGGAAUCAAAUAAUUCUAUAGCAUGGUGUGGAAUAUCUAAUACAAUGAUAGGAACAUUAAAACCUGGUGUUUCAAUAGAUAUUCCUUUAUGUUUAAUUGCAUUACGUAGUGGUAUUAUAACAAUUUCAGGAUUAAAAUUAAAGGACACAUUUUUGAAUAGGGUAUAUGAUUAUGAUGAUUUAACACAAAUAUUUGUUAGCCAAACAGAUUAGUUAUAAAAAAUUAAUAAGUGUGUAAAAAUAUUUAUUAAUUUAAUUUAUAUUUUAUUUAAUAUAUAGCAAAGUUUUAUUAAUAUAUAAUAGAAUAUACAGAUAUAAUAAUGAAAUUAAUUGAUUUUUAUAAAAUAAACAAAAAACUUAAAAAAAAUAUUUUAAAAAUAUGUAUCUAUUGUAGAUAUUUUUUCAGUUUCACUCACUGCUCCUACAGCACAAGCAAGUAAAGUUUGAACAUCUUGAGGUUCAUUUCCACCAAAUAUAUAUCCAUUAGCUUUAUCCACUGCAUUUUUUACUUGUAAUAACAGUGCUUGAUUAGAAAUAUCUAAUGGUAUAAAA